AUGUGGCAGGGCCGGUGUUUGCCACUUCUCGCAUUCAUCGUUGGACUUUCAGGUGUCACAGCUGGUGGUCUUGACUGUGACUCCACUCUCUACAUGGAAUGUCAAUCUGACUUGAACAAAGCAUUGAGCAUUUCCGACCCUCAACCAUGGUUUGAUCCUGAAAAUUUCAGAAAGCAGGUUGAAACAUACUACCAGAACCAAGGACCUGAUGGAAUCCGUAAAGUUUGCAGAGCUUUCCGUGAAUUCAAAACCUGUAUGGGUGCCCAAUAUUCUGAUUGCAUGUCUCCGGUCCAUUUUGUUUCGGUUUCGGCUACUCCAUUCGCUGCUUAUCAAUUUGUUGGAUUGUUCAACCAAAUGCACUUCGUCUGUGGAGCUGGAUUGCAAACAUACCUUUCGAAUGAGGGUUGCAUGUCUACUACGUGGAAAGGACAGAGUGGACAGCAAUUGACACAGUGCAGACUUGACUAUGAAGUUACAAGCGAUGUGGAUCCAAUGCAGGCUUGCACAUUGGCCAACAAGUACUUGAUCUGUUUCGAAAGUCAAUUCAAACAAAACUGUGGUGACAAAUCAAACGACGCACAAUUUUGGGCUUGCGAGUAUUCUCGUGUUAACAUUUUCACCAGAUUCCCACAAUGUGCUGCUAGAUGUGUCUUGCCAUACUCUGGAGGUAUCAUCGGAUGA
Messenger RNA from Caenorhabditis remanei, 681 nucleotides. RefSeq lists its product as uncharacterized. The transcript is spliced from 7 exons. The record is from RefSeq and is a predicted model, not a curated record. The coding region runs from base 1 to 681 and encodes 226 amino acids. NCBI's taxonomy places the organism in Eukaryota, Metazoa, Nematoda, Chromadorea, Rhabditida, Rhabditidae.